This is a messenger RNA of Oreochromis niloticus (Nile tilapia), 954 nucleotides long. Its product is annotated as troponin I, fast skeletal muscle. Gene Ontology annotation, biological process: skeletal muscle contraction; cardiac muscle contraction. Gene Ontology annotation, cellular component: troponin complex. The record is from RefSeq and is a predicted model, not a curated record. Bases 152 to 667 code for a protein of 171 amino acids. Lineage: Eukaryota; Metazoa; Chordata; Actinopteri; Cichliformes; Cichlidae. The transcript has 7 exons.
GGCAUUUUGCUGAGGCAUCGCAAACCACCAUAUAUACCUAUUUCAUUUUUCACUGUCUGUGGCUUUGGCAGUGUCUCCUUUUCUUCCACCAAGUGUGUCUUGUUCUGUUCUUCCUCCUCUCAAUAGGCUGUGAACCCGAAAAACCGCCAAGAUGUCUGAGAAAAAGAUGACUUCCAGCCGCAGGCAUCAUCUCAAGAGCUUGAUCCUGCAGAUUGCUAUGAACUGGAUCGAGCAGGAGAAAAAGGAAACCGACGUGGCCAAAGAGGCCUACAUGGCCGAGCACUGUCCUCCCCCAGACUUGAGCGGAGACCAGGCCGCCCUGAUGGAAGUCUGCAAGAAGCUUCACGCCGCCAUCGACAAGAUCGAUGAGGAGAGGUACGACGCCGAAGCCAAGGUGCAAAAGGCUGACAAAGAGAUUGAAGACCUGAAGAUCAAAGUUGUGGACCUGAGAGGAGUGAAGAAGCCUGCCCUGAAGAAAGUGCGUAUGUCUGCUGACACCAUGCUGCAGGCUCUGCUGGGCUCCAAACACAAGGUGACCAUGGACCUGAGGGCCAACCUGAAGCAGGUCAAGAAAGAGGUCAAGGAGGAGCCUACAGAAGCGGUGGGUGACUGGCGUAAGAACAUUGAGGACAAAGCUGACAGGAAGAAGAUGUUCGAGGCCUCCUAAAUGUUUCGCUGCUCUGCUUUGUUUUUCUGUUUACAUGAACUCCAUGUGUCUUAUUUGUGCUGGUGGAAGAGCGCGUUUGCUUUAUGUCACACAGGUCUGAAGAGCAGGUUAGCAAAUCUGAGAGGCAGGAAGUUGAAUUUACCUGAGGGUUGUUAUUUUGCACUUUGUCGUAGUCUGGAGGGAGGGGAAGGUUCACACACCAACACCAAGUCUUCAACUCCACACAGUCGGGGAAACAAUCACACACAAUGUUCAUUAUACACAAUAAAAUCAAGUGUCAGAGAAAA